Papilio polytes (common Mormon) is the source of this 1160-nucleotide messenger RNA. RefSeq lists its product as uncharacterized. The record is from RefSeq and is a predicted model, not a curated record. The coding region runs from base 158 to 1012 and encodes 284 amino acids. The transcript has 6 exons. Lineage: Eukaryota; Metazoa; Arthropoda; Insecta; Lepidoptera; Papilionidae.
GUAAGCUAGAUAACUUAGCAAACAGGCAAACACGCGUCGGUCGCGUGCCACGCUCGACGUCACACAGCGACCGGCGACCGCUAGUCCGCUGGAGACCGGACAGACCGUGACGGAGCUACUGAUCGUUAAUCGUUCUGUGGAGAAUUGAAUAAUAAAAAUGUCAGGAGAGAAACUGGAAUUACGUACGGUCACUUACAUGUGUCCGACUCAUCCGGUACAAUUAUACGAGUUGAUACUUGAGCUGCUAGAAGAUGCAAUGGACUGCUAUACGACAUUGCAGUACGAGAGCAGGAGUCCAGGCCCACUACGAGAUCGUCCUGAUCCGUUCAGCUCAGAUAAAAUUGAUUUAGCAUUUAUGACAGCGGCCUCGUAUAUGAGUCUCUGUAAUGAAGGAAACAAACAUGUUGAACUGUUGCCGGCAACUCCGGUGUUCGCGCAUCAAAUGAACGUCGAAAACAAACCGGGAUAUUUCUCGGAUAUUAUAAUACACAGCGACAAAAAAGCACAUAAUGUUAACACUCUGCUAGACCUGCGCGGCUGCACCUUUGCAUACAGCGACGAAGAUUCUUUAAGUGGAAGCAAAAUUGUUUUGAAAACAUUGAAGGAGAAAGGAGAAAAUGCAUCGUUUUUUGGAUCCUUAUUAAAGUCUGGUUCGCAUUUGGCUUCGGCUCAAAUGGUCCUUUCGAAACAAGCUGAAUGGGCCGCAGUUGAUUCUACAACUCUUCUAUAUUCAAAGAAGUAUAUGCAGGACGGCGGGAAGGAAAUAAUAACGCUCGAAACUUUAGGCCGUCUGCCGCCGUACCCUAUCGUGGUUAAUACAAAACUUCCAGAUGAAGUAAAGAAGGAGAUCGCGCGUAUUUUAUUGGCAUUGCCACAAACGCCGAAAUGGAAACAGAAGUUCGCAGUGUUCGGUAUGAUCAAGUUUGAAGUGAACAGCGCGGGCGCGUACGAUGGGCCGGCUGCACAGAUGUGGGCCAGCCAGAAAGAGAAACUUAACAUUAGGUAUUAUUAGAUUACUUCUUGUUAUAUCCUUGUUGUAUAUUAUUUACAUUUUAUAUAAUGAUUAUACUCCUAAAUAAGUUGAAUGCUAUUAUGUACAUGUUAUUUGUAUUUUUAAGUGUAUGUCUUAUAAAGUACUAAAUAAAAUUUUUCAAAAACUA